UCAUAGGAGAAGAACAUGGAGCAGUUCAAGGGACAACCUCGGCUCCCGAAAUUCGCCGUCCCGAAGCGCUACGACAUCUGGCUGAAGCCCGACCUCGCCGCCUGCAAAUUCGCUGGAUCGGUGGCGAUCGACGUCGACGUCGUCUCCAAGACGAAGUUCAUCGUCCUCAAUGCUGCCGAGCUCUCCGUCACCGAUGCUGCCGUUUCCUUCACUCCCAAGGGGUCCUCGCAGGUCCUUGAGCCAUGGAAAGUUGAAUUGAUCGAACAAGAUGAAAUAUUGGUGCUGGAGUUCAGGAAGACACUGCCAAUCGGUCUGGGAGUUUUGGCCAUUGGCUUUGAAGGAACUCUGAAUGAUGGAAUGAAGGGCUUCUACAGAAGUAAAUACGAGCAUAAUGGUGAGAAGAAGAAUAUGGCGGUCACUCAGUUUGAACCUGCUGAUGCAAGGCGAUGCUUCCCUUGCUGGGAUGAACCUGCUUGCAAGGCUACAUUUAAAAUUACAUUGGAUGUGCCAUCUGAAUUGGUGGCUCUAUCAAACAUGACGAUAAUUGAUGAGAAAGUUGAUGGGCCCACUAAGACAGUCUUCUAUCAAGAGUCCCCAAUUAUGUCGACAUAUCUGGUUGCAGUGGUUAUCGGUUUGUUUGACUAUGUGGAGGACCACACAUCGGAUGGCAUCAAGGUAAGGGUGUACACUCAAGUUGGUGAGAAAAACCAGGGGAAGUUUGCCCUUCAUGUUGCUGUGAAGACACUCGAAUUAUACAAAGAAUAUUUUGCUGUACCAUACUCUCUCCCGAAGCUUGAUAUGAUCGCAAUUCCUGAUUUUGCUGCUGGAGCCAUGGAAAACUAUGGCUUAGUUACAUAUCGUGAAACCGCCUUGCUCUAUGAUGAGCAGCAUUCUGCAGCUGCCAAUAAGCAGCGGGUUGCUACAGUUGUGGCCCAUGAACUGGCCCAUCAAUGGUUUGGGAAUCUCGUAACAAUGGAAUGGUGGACACACCUGUGGCUGAACGAGGGAUUCGCAACAUGGGUGAGCUAUUUGGCAACUGAUAGCUUGUUUCCUGAGUGGAAAACAUGGACGCAGUUCCUUGAUGAAUCUACUCAGGGUCUUAGAUUGGACGGGCUGGCGGAAUCUCAUCCCAUUGAGGUUGAGAUUAAUCAUGCUGGUGAGAUUGAUGAGAUUUUUGACGCGAUCAUCUACAAAAAAGGUGCAUCAGUUAUUCGGAUGCUUCAGAGCUAUCUUGGUGCAGAAUGUUUUCAGAAAUCCCUAGCUGCAUACAUAAAGAAACAUGCUUGUUCAAAUGCAAAGACGGAGGACCUGUGGGCUGCCCUGGAGGAAGGAUCAGGUGAACCCGUUAACAAACUAAUGAACUCAUGGACAAAGCAGAAGGGUUACCCUGUUGUCUCUGUGAGCAUCAAAGAUCAAAAGCUUGAGUUCGAGCAGACGCAGUUUCUGUCCAGUGGUUCACAGGGCGAUGGACAAUGGAUCGUUCCGAUAUCCUUGUGCUGUGGCUCGUAUGAAGCCUGCAAGAAUUUCCUUUUGCAGGACAGAUCAACCUCUAUCAAUGCAGAUGGCGCUCCUUCUUGGAUAAAGGUUAAUGUAGACCAGACAGGAUUCUAUAGGGUGAAAUAUGAUGAAAGUCUUGCUGCUAAAUUGAGGUCUGCGAUAGAAAGUAAAGCAUUAUCUCCGACUGACAGAUUUGGGAUAUUGGACGACACAUUUGCCUUUUGUAUGGCUCGACAGCUGCCUCUGAGUUCUUUGUUCACUUUGAUGAGUGCUUACAGAGAAGAACUAGAAUACACCGUCCUGUCUAAUUUGAUAAGUAUAAGUUUCAAAGUGGCAAGAAUUGCUGCAGAUGCGACCCCUGAACUGAUGGACAACAUCAAACAAUUCUUCAUUAGUCUCUUCCAGUACUCUGCCGAAAAACUCGGAUGGGAACCUAAGCAAGGGGAGAGUCAUUUAGACGCCAUGUUGAGAGGAGAAAUCUUGACUGCUCUAGCGGUGUUUGGACAUGAGGAGACCCAGAAGGAAGCAAGCAGGCGUUUCAAUGCAUUUUUAGAAGACCGAAACACACCCCUUCUCCCUCCCGACACAAGAAAGGCUGCUUAUGUGGCAGUGAUGCAGGCUGUUAACUCAUCAAACCGAUCAGGCUAUGAUUCUCUGCUGAGAGUUUAUCGGGAGACUGACCUUAGCCAGGAGAAAACUCGAAUCUUGAGUUCAUUGCCCUCUUGCCCAGAUCCUAAUAUCAUUCAAGAAGUCCUUCAAUUUAUACCGUUUCUAGAGGUUCGUAGCCAAGAUGCUGUCUUUGGACUUGAUGUUAGUCAUGAAGGCCGCGAUACCGCUUGGACUUGGUUGAAGGAAAAUUGGGAGCCCAUAUUGAAGACCUAUGGUUCGGGAUUUCUCAUUACUCACAUUGUUUGUGCCGUUGUCUCACCGUUUUCUUCCUUUGAGAAGGCCGAGGAAGUAGAGGAAUUCUUCUCAACCCGAGCUGACCCAGCAAUUGCCAGAACACUGAAGCAGAGCAUCGAGUGGGUCCACAUCAACGCCCAGUGGGUCCAGAGCGUGCAGAACGAGGAGCAUCUGGCCGAAGCUGUGCAGGAACUCGCUUAUCGGAAAUACUGGGGCUUCUGUCUUCUGUUAAUCCGACUGUGGAAUUUCUUGUGCAAGAUUGUGAAAUCUUUAUUUCAUCUUCAUUAAAUCAUCAUUUGUUUUGGCUCGAAUUGCCUCUCUUUCUCAUCGUCGGCUUACGGCACUUGUAAGAGGCAUCUAUUGCCAGUUCGACUCUAGCUUUGAUAGUCAUUGCCGGGGAUGGCUAUUAUGAUGAGAAGUAGAAUAAUGACUUGGAUUGAAAUACACAGUUGCGUAUUAUCCCGGCUGCCCUUCUAGAGGGGCUCGGCUUGUGAGGUCCUCCUGGGAGACCCGGUAUUUACUAUUUCCAAAUAUACAUACAUACACAUAUACA
Molecule: messenger RNA, 2953 nt
Organism: Punica granatum (pomegranate)
Lineage: Eukaryota; Viridiplantae; Streptophyta; Magnoliopsida; Myrtales; Lythraceae
Source: RefSeq, a predicted model, not a curated record